Molecule: messenger RNA, 393 nt
Organism: Loa loa (African eye worm)
Lineage: Eukaryota; Metazoa; Nematoda; Chromadorea; Rhabditida; Onchocercidae
Exons: 3
Source: RefSeq, a predicted model, not a curated record
AAGUAUAAAAAAGGAAGAGGGAGAAAGAGAGAAGGGGGAAGGGAGAGAGGGGAAGGGAAAGGGAAGAAAAAAAGAGGUGAGAAAAGGCAAAAAAGAAAAAAUGAAAAAGAUUUAUAAGGUGAUCAGAAAAUCAAAAGUAUCAAAGGAGGAAGAGGAAAAAGAGGAUGAAGAUAUUGAAGAGGGAAUUUUUAACAAUAGAAAGGGGAGAGAAAUGAGUGAAAAAAAAAAACAUCACAAAUAUAUCAGUGGAAAAAAAAAGGAACACAUAAACAAAUGGCACAUCCAAGUGAGGGAGAGAGAGAGAAAAAAAAAGCAAAGAACAGAGAGAAUUAUCCAAUAAAAUUUGAAGAGCUGAAAAAAAUCUAAACUUUUUUUUUUUUAUUUUUUUAGAAA